Molecule: messenger RNA, 1734 nt
Organism: Closterium sp. Yama58-4
Lineage: Eukaryota; Viridiplantae; Streptophyta; Zygnematophyceae; Desmidiales; Closteriaceae
Source: the annotation of a GenBank genome assembly
AUGGGCACAAGGGCGGAUGGGCUCAAGGGGGGAUGGGGCGCAAGGUGGGAUGGGGCGCAAGGCGGGAUAGACGAUGGCAGUGGUGGCAUUGGGACGCAUUCCUGCCAAAGCAGGUGUGAGCAUGGGAGGUGUGAGUAUGGGAGGUGUGAGUGUGGGAGGUGUGAGUGUGGGAGGUGUGAGUAUGGGAAGUGUCAGUAUGGGAGGUGUGAGUGUGGGAGGUGUGAGCAUGGGAGGUGUGAGUGUGGGAGGUGUGAGUAUGGGAGGUGUGAGUAUAGGAUGUGUGAGCAUGGGAGGUGUGUGCAUGGGAGGUGUGAGCAUGGGAGGUGUGAGUAUGGGAGGUGUGAGUAUGGGAAGUGUGAGUAUGGGAGGUGUGAGUAUGGGAGGUGUGAGUAUGGGAGGUGUGAGUGUGGGAGGUGUGAGUCUGGGAGGUGUGAGUAUGGGAGUGUUGGAGGUGUGAGCAUGGGAGGUGUGAUCAUGGGAGGUGUGUGCAUCGAAGGUGUGAGCAUGGGGGGUGUGAGUAUGGGAGGUGUGAGUGGGAGGUGUGAGUGUGGGAUGUGUGAGUAUGGGAGGUGUGAGUAUGGGAGGUGUGAGUGUGGGAGGUGUGAGUGUGGGAGGUAUGAGCAUGGGAGGUGUGAGUGUGGGAGGUGUGAGUAUAGGAGGUGUGAGUGUGGGAGGUGUGAGUGUGGGAGGUGUGAGUGUGGGAGGAGUGAGUAUGGGAGGUGUGAGCAUGGGAGGUGUGAGCAUGGGAGGUGUGAGCAUGGGAGGUGUGAACAUGGGAGGUGUGAGCACGGGAGGUGUGAGCAUGGGAGGUGUGAGUAUGGGAGGUGUGAGUGUGGGAGGUGUGAGUGUGGGAGGUGUGAGUGUGGGAGGUGUGAGUAUGGGAGGUGUGAGUGUGGAAGGUGUGAGUUUUGGAGGUGUGAGUAUGGGAGGUGUGAGUGUGGGAGGUGUGAGUAUGGGAGGUGUGAGUAUGGGAGGUGUGAGCAUGGGAGGUGUGAGCACGGGAGGUGUGAGCACGGGAGGUGUGAGUAUGGGAGGUGUGAGUGUGGGAGGUGUGAGUGUGGGAGGUGUGAGUGUGGGAGGUGUGAGUAUGGGAGGUGUGAGUGUGGGAGGUGCGAUUAUGGGAGGUGUGAGUGUGGGAGGUAUGAGUAUGGGAGGUGUGAGUAUGGGAGGCGUGAGCAUGGGAGGUGUGAGUAUGGGAGGUGUGAGCAUGGGAGGGGUGAUCACGGGAGGUGUGAGCAUGGGAGGUGUGAUUAUGGGAGGUGUGAGUGUGGUAGGUGUGAGUGUGGGAGGUGUGAGUGUGGGAGGUGUGAGUGUGGGAGGCGUGAGAGUAUGAGAGGUGUGAGUAUGGGAGGUGUGAGUGUGGGAGGUGUGAGUAUGGGAGGUGUGAGUAUGGGAGGUGUGAGCAUGGGAGGUGUGAGCACGGGAGGUGUGAGCAUGGGAGGUGUGAGUGUGGGAGGUGUGAGUGUGGGAGGUGUGAGUGUUGGAGGUGUGAGUGUGGGAGGUGAGUAUGGGAGGUGUGAGUGUGGGAGGUGUGAGUAUGGGAGGUGUGCGUAUGGGAGGCGUGAGCAUGGGAGGUGUGAGCAUGGGAGGUGUGAGAAGUAUGAGAGGUGUGAGUGUGGGAGGUGUGAGUAUGGGAGGUGUGAGUAUGGGAGGUGUGAGUACGGGAGGUGUGAGUGUGGGAGGUGUGAGUAUGGGAGGUGUGAGUAUGGGAGGUGUGAGUAUGGGGAGGUGUGA